Homarus americanus (American lobster) is the source of this 1417-nucleotide messenger RNA. RefSeq names its product putative per-hexamer repeat protein 5. Lineage: Eukaryota; Metazoa; Arthropoda; Malacostraca; Decapoda; Nephropidae. The transcript is spliced from 5 exons. Bases 43 to 1305 code for a protein of 420 amino acids. The record is from RefSeq and is a predicted model, not a curated record.
GUCUUCAGCUUGCAGUUGGGUAACACUCGUCUCUUAGCAAAGAUGUGGACGUUCGUGACGACGGCUUUAGCCAUCUUGGCGGUUACCCCUACACAGGCCGGUGAUCUUCUUCGAAGACCGAAUGCAAACAUAAUCCUGAAGCAAGACUUCCAAGGACCGAGAGGUUCCUUUGUUACUCAAAUAGGCGAUAGCCCCGUUUUGGGUCCAGACAACACUGGCCGAGGUAGUAGUGGUCGGGUAUUUGGUUCAGGUGUCGACAAUGACCUGGUUUUUGACUCUGGCGUCGGCAGUGGUCGUGUCUUUGGCUCUAAAUCAGGUGUUGGUAGUGGCCCGGUAUUUGAUACAGGAUCUGGGGUCGGCAGUGGUCAGGGCUUUGGUUUAGGUGUCGGCAGUGGUCGGGUCAGUGGUUCUAGAUCAGGUGUGGGCAGUGGCCCGGUAUUUGGUACAGGAUCUGGGGUCGGCAGUGGUCGGGUCAGUGGUUCUAGAUCAGGUGUCGGCAGUGGCCCGGUAUUUGGUACAGGAUUUGGGGUCGGCAGUGGUCGGGUCAGUGGUUCUAGAUCAGGUGUCGGCAAUGGCCCGGUAUUUGGUACAGGAUCUGGGGUCGGCAGUGGUCGGGUCAGUGGUUCUAGAUCAGGUGUCGGCAGUGGCCCGGUAUUUGGUACAGGAUUUGGGGUCGGCAGUGGUCGCGUCUUUGGUUCUGGAUCUAGUGUCGGCAGUGCCCCGAUCUUUGGGGCAGGUGUCGGCAGUGCCCCGAUCUUUGGGACAGGUGUCGGCAGUGGCCCGAUCUUUGGGACAGGUGUCGGCAGUGGCCCGGUCUUUGGUUCAGGAUUCGGCAGUGAUCAGGUCAGGGAAGUGGAAGCCUUAAUCACGCCUACUGUCACCCAGACUGUUACACUGGACAGGUUCGUGACUUUGACUGACCUGGCCUUCCACAGCGUGGCGGUGACCCUGACUGACCUCCGAUUACAGACCAUCACGGUCGGGACACGCGCGGUGGUACAAACUCCCGUCGACGACCACGUCGCCCUCCAGACCACGGUAGUUGUCAGGCCUACUUCGGUCAUCGUCACUUGUGUUAAGUCUGACUUCAAGAUGGUGACUGACGUGGCUGUAGACCACGUCACCAUCACCCACACCUCCUACGUCAUCUACCAGACCACCAUCACCACCCUCAUCACACAGGCCCUGACCUACACCUCCACACUGGUACGGACGAUCAUCAACACUCAAAGAACAACCUUGACUGACCUCCGCACAGUGACAGACACCGUGUUCGAGCACGGUACCUAUGGUACUCCCGUCUAGUGCCCUCGCAGCGUCCACUAAUGCCAUCCUUAUUAACUGGUCCCUUGUACACCAGAAUUUAAAUUAUAAUGUUAUAUUGUGUACAUAGAAGCCUUAUUUAAUAAAACUUACA